CGUCGCCUUCUUCUUCUUUUUCAUCUGAAUAUCUGAUGGCUGCUCCGUCGACGUCGACUUUACCGCCCGAGUUUAUAGCGGAAAUACUUGCAGAAUUACCCGUCAAGAGUCUCGUGCGUUUUUUGUGCGUCUCCAAGUUAUGGUAUGCCAUGAUAAAAAAUCCGGAUUUCAUAAGGAAGCAUCUCAAGCGCUCCAUCGAGACCAACAGGGAACGCACGCUCAUUGUCGAGGACUGCAAGCGCCUUCACAAUGCGGAUCCCUUGUUUCUGAAAUUUGAGGACAAGAACCGUCGCCCACCGGACUACUACUCGGUACGCUUUCACGACGAUGGUCGGUUCGAUAGAGCCGUGCGAAUCUACCAGCCACUGCGCCACAAAAGAGCAAAAGGCACACUCGUGUACUCUUGCAACGGCCUGGUUUGCCUCUACAACAUGGAGAGUGAGAUUACGAUUUGGAACCCGUUAAUAAGAAAGCAUAAGAAAUUACCUUUUGAGCCUAUCAAUGUCCCUUCAGGUUUCGAGAAAGAUGGCUCUUAUUCUGUCUGGAACUCUCCGGCUAUGUGGUCGGAGUUAGCAUUUGGGCACGAUCCAGUUAACGACGACUAUAAGGUGGUUAAGGUCUCGAAAUUUUCUAAUUGGCGUGAGUCUGUAUUUGAAGUCAAGGUAUAUAGUCUGAGAUCGCAUUCUUGGAAGAGUGUCAGAGAUAAAUGGCCUAAAAAGGAUUCAUCGAUUGCUUCCAAGCCUGCUUUCUUGAACGGUGCUCUGCAUUGGUUGGCUGUUUCCAAAAAGCGCAGGUCUCUGGAAAUGCUUAUUGCUUUGGAUCUUGCUACAGAAAAAUUCCAGACGUAUAAGACCCCGUUUAAGAAUGUUUCUGAUUUUUCAAAGCCCGAUAUGGAGGUGUUGGGAGGAUAUCUCUGUGUUUGCGGGAAUGAAUAUCUGGAGUCUGGCAAUAUGAGUGUUUGGGUGAUGAACAAGUAUGGGGUAGAGAGCUCCUGGACUCGGCUCUAUACUAUUUUGCGGGAGGCAGUGCCAUGGGCGUUUGAGUACUGUAAGCCUUUAGUGUUUUCGAAGAACGGUGAGAAGCUUCUGAUGCACCCGGACUUUGACAAUCUCUUUUGGUAUGACAUAAAAGAGAAGAUAUGCAGCAAGGUUGAGAUUGUGGGUAUGCCGGAUAUGUCUCGGACGGCGACUUGUGUGGGAAGCCUUGUUCUUCUCGAUGGUGAUAGUGUUAUUGAUGUCGACUUGGAAGAAAGGGAACCAGACAAUGAGGCAUGGUAAUCCAUUGGUAGAAGAAAUGAUGUUACAGAUCAAGAGCAUGAAAGGGUAUUUUGGAUUUCUUUCCCUUCUACUAGCCUCGAGCUGCUUACUCUGGAUUCACUUUUUGAUUAUGCAAUGGAAAUCUCAUGUUUUUGUGGAAUCUACCGUAUUAAUACUUUAUGAGAUUUACGAUUAGUUAAAGUUAAGUUUAGUUUCUAUUGUUAAUAUA
Messenger RNA from Corylus avellana, 1485 nucleotides. RefSeq names its product F-box protein CPR1-like. Gene Ontology annotation, molecular function: protein binding. The record is from RefSeq and is a predicted model, not a curated record. Lineage: Eukaryota; Viridiplantae; Streptophyta; Magnoliopsida; Fagales; Betulaceae.